CUGCGCCCUGAGACAUUUUUGGCGCCGGCCGCAGCGUGAGCGGGGACGGCGGCCGGGAGGGCGCGGCCCGGGUUCCCGUUCCCCGCGGAGCCAUGCGGUACAACGAGAAGGAGCUGCAGGCGCUGUCCCGGCAGCCGGCCGAGAUGGCGGCCGAGCUGGGCAUGAGGGGCCCCAAGAAGGGCAGCGUGCUGAAGCGGCGGCUGGUGAAGCUGGUGGUGAAUUUCCUCUUCUACUUUCGGACAGACGAGGCCGAGCCCGUCGGAGCCCUGCUGCUGGAGCGCUGCAGAGUCAUCUGGGAAGAGCCCGGCACCUUCUCCAUCAGCUUCAUCGAGGACCCUGAGAGGAAGUAUCACUUUGAGUGCAGCAGCGAGGAGCAGUGUCAGGAGUGGAUGGAGGCUCUGCGUCGGGCCAGCUACGAGUUCAUGCGGAGAAGCCUCAUCUUCUACAGGAACGAAAUCCGGAAGGUGACGGGCAAGGACCCCCUGGAGCAGUUCGGCAUAUCCGAGGAGGCCAGAUUCCAGCUGAGUGGCUUACAGGCGUGAGCGCAGGGCCUGGCGGUCGGUGUCCAUGAAUCGCUUGGCCAUGCCUGGAUUUUUUUUGUUUCGUUUUUUGGUUUUUGAGUCAGGGUCUCACUGUGUUGCCCAGGCUAGAGUGCAGUGGUGCCACAGCUCACUGUGGCCUUGACCUUCUAGACUCAAGUGAUCCUCCUGCCUCAGCUUCCCAAGUAGCUGGGGUCACAGGCAUGAGCCGCCACACGCGGCCAUCACACCUGGAUUUUCAAUGGGAGGCUUUUGGUUUGGAGACAUCCAAAGCCUGAAGCCAGGGGGGUGUGGGCAGGGGCUGCAUUUUGUGAAACUGCCCAGCAAGCUGCCCUCCCUGGGGCCCCAGGAUCCACCUAACUGGCCUGGCACCUGGUGCCACGUGCUGCUGCCAGGAUACGCGCCCUCCCACAGGUGCCCCGCCUGAGUUGUGUGCAUCCAGGGCCUGGCGAGCCCCCGGGCUGGUGGCAUGGCCCCCCUGCCCCGUGCUGAAUGAAUGUACAGAGUCAGACAAAGCUGUGAACGGCAUAGGGGCUGAGUCCCCCACCAGCUGUGAAUUCUCCUGCAGACAGGAGGGCCCUGGCUGUGCACCUGGGGAAGUGGUUGCCCUGGGGUCGGGGUGCUUGUUCUCUUCAAAUAAAGGUACCUCUUUUCCACACUG
Messenger RNA from Nomascus leucogenys (northern white-cheeked gibbon), 1200 nucleotides. It is a transcript of the gene PLEKHJ1, whose product is annotated as pleckstrin homology domain containing J1. Lineage: Eukaryota; Metazoa; Chordata; Mammalia; Primates; Hylobatidae. Gene Ontology annotation, cellular component: early endosome; trans-Golgi network; recycling endosome. The record is from RefSeq and is a predicted model, not a curated record. Gene Ontology annotation, biological process: retrograde transport, endosome to Golgi; endosome organization; receptor recycling.